Molecule: messenger RNA, 6055 nt
Organism: Drosophila grimshawi
Lineage: Eukaryota; Metazoa; Arthropoda; Insecta; Diptera; Drosophilidae
Product: serine-rich adhesin for platelets
Exons: 8
Coding region: 40-6033 (1997 amino acids)
Source: RefSeq, a predicted model, not a curated record
CAUUAAAAGCUACAAAAUUAAUAAUAAAACUUAGUUGCCAUGUUGCACACAAUCGAUGAAAUUGACGCGCCAACAGCAACAGCAGCAGCAACAUUAACAUCAACGCCAACAACAACAGCAAUUAUGGCCCCGACAGAAACAACUGGCAAUGGAACGGAGCCAACAAUUUCAACGCACCUUGCGAACGCAACGGCGACAAUAGAACCAACAACAACAGUCGCAAACGCAACAGCAGCAGUGAGUGCAACGGAACAAGAAACAUUCGCUGCUUUUGUCGCCCCCGCAACCACAGAAGCAGAAGCAGCAUCAUCCACAACAACAGCAUCAGCUGAGGGUCAAGCAACAGCAACAACGGCAACAAUGACAGUGACAGCUAACAAUAUAUCGACGCCAUUGCCGCUGACGCUGUCAGCUGCUGUCGAGCUCACCGAAUUAGCAACAACAGCUGAUGGCGUCAGCGUUGCCAGCCUGUCCCAACAAACCGAUGUAGUGGCAGAGACGGAGGCAGAGCCAGCAUUCGAUGUUCAGAUGCGUACGCAGCAACAACAGAAAAUUAGAAUUUAUCACGGCGCCAAACAGAGCGCCGUUUGGCGAACCGAUUCGCUUGCAUCCAAUCCGAGCAUCAAUCGAAGCGGCGAAACAGGCUCAACGGAUUCUAAUACCAGCAACACUAGUCGAGGCAGCGGUGGCAGCAGCGUUUACUAUGCAACAACGCCCAGUCUGUUGCAACGUAAAAUCUCGGAUAGCGCAUUCAAUGAGGCAGCCGCCAUGCCGCGUCGCGUCUCAUUCCCGGAAAGUGAUAAGGAGCUCGUCACCGGAUAUCUCGAGCCGACCAAUCCAUGGGAAAAAGUCUAUCAGGUGUCGAGCAUUGCUGAGAUCACUGAGCUGUAUGUGCAGUCCUGCUAUAAGCAUCACACCCAGCCACUUCAAAUUGUCAUGGAGCAUUUGAGUGGUUUGGAUUUGCAGCUGAUGCGACAACCGCUGCUAUCCCUCAAGGGCGUUCAGCUGACGCCCAAUGACUGUGAGCCGCUGGAGGAGAUAUUCAAGCUGAUCCAAUAUAAAGCUAUCGAUUUCUCCGAAUGCCCGUUGGACGAGAGCUGCCUGCGUGCGCUGUGUGAGAUGAUUGAUUACUAUGAGGCUGUCAAUGAAUUGGACAUCUCGUACAACAAGGAGCAGAUGACGCUUCGUGGCUGGGGCCACUGCACUCAUAUGAUUAAGCGCAGCCAAGAGUUGCAGCUGCUCAAUGCCGAGGGCAAUCAGAUAUCGAAAGUGGGUGCCGAGAAUUUGGGUAUUGCGCUGAGCACCUCCAAUCUGCACACGCUCAAGCUGGAGCACUGCGGCCUCAAGGGACCACCACUCACUAGCUUUUGUGAGUAUCUGGGCUGCAAGUUGUACCACAAUAAAAUACUUAAGGAGCUGUGGCUGGGCUACAAUGAUUUGGAUUGCACCGAUGCCCAGCAUAUUGCGGACAUGUUGCGCUUCAAUCACACCAUCGAGCUGAUCGACAUCAGCAACAACAAUAUACGAGACGAGGGCGUCAUGUAUCUGGUGCAGGCACUCAUCAUGCAGGCCACAGAACUUGAACGACGCAGUGGCCUGCCGCUGAAGCGUACCCAGGCCAUUGAGGAUGAUGAACCCAUGUCGCCCGCAGAGACAUCAGCGUCGUCCUUGUCCAUGCCAAGCCACAGUGAUCAGUGCAACAGCAAUGGCAGCAACGGAAGCAGCAGCAACGGCAGCAGCAGCAACCUAAUGCAAUCUGAAUCGCAUGCCAGCGCGUCCAACACACAAUCAGAUGUCGUUGAAGUUGUGGCGACGUCCGUCGAGCAACUGGCAAGUUUGGCAACCACAGCAGAAGAGGGCAGUGGCAGUGAGCCAGCUGUGGGUAUCCUGGUGGAUGUGGAAAAUGAUGCGGACGAUGACAAUACCGAGGAAACGGUGCGCACUCUGAGAAGCGGCAAUCCGAGUGCGACUGGUCAAUCUAUGCUGAGCAAAUUGCUGUCCAUGAACAGUGAUAGCAGCAGCGAGGAGCCAACAUCCAACAUAUCCACCGAUACACUAGCCGCCGCCUGCUCCGAGGACAUCAGUGAGAACAGCAAUGAUAUUUGUGAGCCUGUUGGCAAUUUGGAAAAUCCAGCAGCAGCAACAAUAGCAACAGCAGCAGCAGCGACAACAUCAACGGAUGAGUCCACAACAGAGUUGUCGGAAGUUUUCAACAUGCCAGCAACACUGGACAGUCCAAGCUUGGAGCAGCUAACUCCACAACAACAAGAGCAGCAGCAACAACAACAACAACAACAGCAGCAGCAAAGUUCCCAAAAUGAACGCAACUUAUGUGAUAUUACUCCCUCAACAGAGGCUAAAACCGUUGAACCCAAUGAAACCUGUGUACAGAAUAACAACAAUGCUAAUUCCCACAAUAACACCAAUAAUACCAACAACAAUAAUAUUAAUAAUAACAACAACAACAACACCAACAAUAAACAUAAUAAUAAUAUUGUAUUAAACCAAAUACCGGAGGCGGCAGCAGUUGGCGCCAAUUCGAGCGGCUCUGCAGCGAUUUAUGAGGUAACCGCUGAGGAGAGCGACUGCAUCAAUGGCAUCGAUGCGGGCCCAAGUGGCUCACGUCCACUGGACAUGAAUAAGAAUGCGAAGGCAGGCGAUGAUUUCGAGGAUACGCACAGCACGUAUUCGGCAUUUGAGAGCACCUCCGAGGGUGACAUUAGUCGCCAUCUGCCCGACGAGUUCAGUAGCUUGUCCGUGUCGCUGGAGAGCACGAGACUCGACGAUCUGACCAAAGAGAUGGCCAUUGAGACGGCCACUAUAGCCAGUGAGUCAACCGAGUGUUUGCUCGUCGCCGAGGAGGCAGGGAUGCCGCCAGCGUCAGUUGAGCCAGAGCCGAAGCCGGAGACAGCAGAAGUAAUUGUGGCAACGAUGACGCCGUCGACGUCGACGACGGUGGCGGCGGUGUCGAAGGUAACGAUUGAUGCCAAGGAGAAGGAGCCCAGCGCCAGUCCUUGUCCCAGUCCAACGCCCACACCGCCGCCGCCAUCGACAUCACCGGGCGGCGUCAGCAGCGGCCUGCGACGCACCGAAUCCAGUUGCGCCUACCUCAACCAAUCGACACGCAAUCGCUCCCAGAGCUCGGAUAGUUUGUGCAGCGAGAAUUCGCUGGAUGGCAGCACGAGCAGUGUCGCUGAUCCGCAUCUCGCCGAGAAACUGACCAAAAACGAUACGCUCUCGCGACGACAUCUGGUCGAUGCCACACUGGAGGCGGCAAAUCGUCCACCGAGUGGCCUUAAGGCGCUCGCCCUGUGGAGCAAUAAUCUGUCUAAGGAUUGUGGACCACACAUUGCCGAACUGUUGUCGCGCAGCUCGUCGCUGGAGCUGUUGAACAUUGGCAAGAAUUGUUUGUCCAACGAUUUUGUGGCCACAAUCAAGGACAGCCUGACCAAGAACACAGCCCUAACGACGCUGGGCCUGCAGAGUGCCCAUCUCAGCGCCAAGGGCAUCGAGACGCUCGCCUCCAUUCUGACCUUUGGUGGCAACAGGAAACUGCAGCGCAUCGAUAUACGUGACAAUAAACUGGAGGUGGAAAGUCUGAACAUAAUCGCCGAGGUGCUCAAGUCCAACAAGACCGUCACCCAAAUCGAUAUCAAUGAUGAGCCCAAGCGUCUAACGUUGCCAAUAGUGCCGAUAGUAAAUGUUAUACCGCCAACGCCAAUGUCCCAGGAUAGCAUUGGCAGCGAUGCGCAUUUGGAUUAUACGCGAGCACUGGGCACAGUGCGCUUGAUGUGCUCGCGCAAUGAGAAAAUGCAGGCGGAGGAGCUGGAGCUGGCGGAGAAGGCGGCGAACGUGGGCGUUGGCUGCAGCAGCAACAACAACAGCAACAACAGCAGCAGCAACAACAGUAACAACGAUAGCAGCAGCAGCAAUGGCAAGGUCAGCAACAUCAGCAGCAGCAACAAUAUAAAUCGGUGUCGGGGCGGUUACUACUUGGGCUCGCGGAAAAUCUCGCUGACGUGCCACAGCCGACCGCUGGUGGACGCAGCGACUGGCACUGUGACCGCUGCUCUGGCAGUAACCGCAAUGCCAACGCCGGCUGCCAAACUGGAGGCGAGACGCAAGACAAAUGCCCGUCUGCGCUCGCCGGGUCCCAGUCCGCCCACGAUAUCGCCGUCCUCCUCGCCCAAUCGCAGCCGCUUUCAUGUGUCGCGUGUCAGCGAAAUUAGCAGUCCAUUAACAUCGCCGCUGGCCCAAAUGCCGCCACAGACGCAGACGCAGACGGCGACGACGACAAUGACAAUGACAACGACAGCGCCACGAUUGGCCAGCAGCAGCUGCAUGUCCAUACCGGGCAACAGUAACAGUAACAGCAGCAGUGGCAGUGCCAGUGCCAGUGGCAGCCAGAGCAGCCCGAAUGCGCUGCUGCCGCUGCCCACAUCCAGUUCGUUGCCAUCGAUGGCAUCGGUCACCUCGUCCGUGCAGACCGUCAAGCGAUUGUCGGUGUCGCCCCGAUCUCGUUUUCAUGUGUCGCGCAUCUAUGAGGAUCCGCUGACGCCGCCAAUGUACUUGCCGCCCACACCGAUGCUCAAAUCGGCACGCAAAUCCGCUCAGCUGGCUGAGGCACAAGGAUCAACAACAACAGCAACAACUGCGGUAACAGCAGCAGCAAUGGAAACAGCAGCAACAACAGUAGCAACAGCAGCAGCAGCAGCAUCUCCAGUAACCGCAGCGACUACAACAACAACAGCAAUGCCCAUCAGCAGCGUGACGAUUGUUGAACCCUCACCCACCGCCGUUGCCGCUGCAACAGAUGAGAACAACGACAACGAGAACGCACACCACCAACCAAGUACAAAUGGCGACGAGGCUGCUGCCCAAAAGCUGUCGCCAAACUCGCCGAGCACAUCAUCCAGUUCGUGCAGCACCUCGCCCACAUCCAGUGCAACAAACAGCAGCAACAACAGCAGCAGCAGUUACUCGGAUGUCACCGAUGGCAGCUCGUGCAGCAGCAGCUCGGAUCUGGGGCCGCUUGUUGCUGCCAAAAGUUGCCCCAUUGCAGUGUUUGGCGACAAUGAUAUAACGCUGACCAAAGAAUCGGCUGCCAGUGUGGCGCUCUCGGCCGUUGCCACCAACAACAAUGCAACAAAUACAGCGCCGACUGUGGUGGUGCAAUCCCAACCACAACCACCAACAACACGUGCACGCAAAGCCUCCUGGAUUGCCAAUCCAACGACGGUGGACAAAUUGCUGACACUCUUCAAUCCGAGCACCAUGUUUCAGCGCAGCUCAUCGCCGGAAUCGAAAAGCAAUGCUGCUUCGGCAGCAUCGCAGCUCACGAACACAAACGCACAGAAUACAGCAACAAAUGCAGCAGCGUGCGGCAGCGGUGAUGUCAACGUGACGCGCAAAAUGACGCCGCCAUUGCGCAGCAGCAGUGGUAGUGGCAGCAAUCUGAUAGCAACAGCGGGAGCAUCAGCAGUCGCAGCAGUAGCAGCAGCAGCAGCCGCCGGAGCCGGCGGAGCAGGAGCGGGUGGAGGUGGAGUUGGAGCAGUGGCAGCUGUAACAGAUGCGGGCAGCUCAUUCCUGGACACAGCGUCACGACAGCUGAGAGACUUUAAGAAGCAGGUGUUCCGUCAGAACCUCUCGUUCAAUAAUAGUGGCGACAAUUUAGCCAUUGGCACACAGCUGGAUGUCAAUCCCAGUGCUGCUGCCAUGACAACAUCGCCCAUAUUAUUGAGCAAUGUGGUUGAGUCACAAGCGCCGCCCGAAUGCGGCAAUGCCGUCCACAUGCCACUGAGUUUGAAGCGUGAGCUCAAGGAGAACAUCUCGCCGGAGCACACCAUCAACGAGGACACGUUGCACACGCUGCAAAAGCUGUCGCGGGUCGAGGAUGCAACGCUUAAGGCCGAGGCGGCCGCAGAGCUGGGCGACAUUGAGAUUGUGAUGCACAGCGAGGUGUCCGACUGCAUGCCAGAGGCGGAGCAGGAGAACCAACACCAGCAGCCGCAGCAGCAGGAGGAUCUGGGUUAGGUUUAGCUGCCUAGCAACAAAA